This is a messenger RNA of Lodderomyces orthopsilosis Co 90-125, 2700 nucleotides long. RefSeq lists its product as uncharacterized. The coding region runs from base 1 to 2700 and encodes 899 amino acids. The transcript has a single exon. The record is from RefSeq and is a predicted model, not a curated record. Gene Ontology annotation, molecular function: protein binding. Lineage: Eukaryota; Fungi; Ascomycota; Pichiomycetes; Serinales; Debaryomycetaceae.
AUGAAGAAGGUCAAACAAGGCGUGGUUAAACAUGUCAGUCAGCUACUACAUGUUCCCAGAUCCGAAACGAAUGAAGCUCGAAUAAAGAUCAAUAUACGUAAGAAAUUAAACGAUAUUUUGGAGAACAAUGGUGAGAUAGUCAACUACAAUAAACGGUUCGUGGCAAGGACUCAAAAAUAUGCGAGAGAUGACAAGAAUCUCUUGGGUUCGCUAAAUAAGCUAAAACGAGCUUAUGAUUCAGUAACAUUUCUCGAUAAAGAUGGUAAACCAUUCAGUGUGGAAAAACUACGAAUCAAUGAUCUCAAAUUCAGAAAUGAACAAUCCAGAGUCAUAUUUGAUAAUGUAAUGAGAAUCAAAGAUAUGACAAAGAAACAGGUUAAUCGUGGCUUGGCAUUGACAUUACUAGGAACCAACCAAAAACAAUUGAACGACCCAUACUUUGUCACAAAAAAUGUUGUUGAUCUACUAGCGUAUGAUCAAGAUACAAAGCGUGCCAACUACUUGUGUCGCAUCACUCCUAAAAAUGCCAUCGUGGCAAUGAAUACAAUAAUGGAGUGGCAUUUUGAUAGAAAAGAUCAGAAAAAUGGAAUCAAAUCAUUCAAUGAACGAAGAGAUUUCGGUGUACCUUGUGACUCAUAUACAUUUCUUAAAUUUUUUGAUGGUGUGGCAAAGACUAGUGAAUGGGGUAAAAUUAAAGAUGAAAUGUGUGAUCGAAUGAUUGAAACUUUCAAGACUUCCAGAGUCCAAUUUCAAGACGAUAAUAAAAUGACAACAUCAAUUUUCAAUGCAUGUUUGAGUAUUUUGGUGAAAAAUUUUACCUUUAGACAAGUUAAAGCAUGGCUGUUUUUUGAUGAAUUAAUUGAGAAUAAGGAUUUGGGGAUUAAGGGGAUCAAUCCUGAUGCACAAACAUUUACAAUCCUUUUGCAAGGACUUCGCAAGUACUCGGAUCAUGAAAAACACAAGAUUUUAGCAGACACAAAGCUUUCUUCUCAUGAACGAAUAGUGAAAUUAUUGGAUUUGGAGGCUGGUCAUAUCAAAACCGCCGAUAUAAUUUUCGAAAAAGUGAAAACCGUUGCAGCCCCACCUUCUCCUACAUCGAACCCUGAGCAAGAUAAGAAAAACAUUGCCAAAUGGAGAAAAUCAAGACUUGAAAUUGAUUUCCCUGUUAUCACCACUUAUGUCAGUAGCUUUUGCAGUCGUGAUUCUGCUACUGGUCUUGAUUUGAAAAGUGGAUCACAUUACUUGUACAAUGAAAAAGCAUUGGAGAUUCUUCGGAGUGUUUCAUCCGAAGUUGAGGCAAUAUUGAGCUUCUUGGAGCAAAAUGAGGGUAAACCUAAUGAGCCAAUCACUAGCUCUUCCAAAGUGAAGGAUUAUACUGACUUGAGAAUUAAGUUAGCUGUCAAUGGUGUCAAGGAUGUUCAGUUGAAUUAUGUUUCCAAAGUUGAUGAGCUUAUACCAGCCAAUGUUGUGAAAGAACUCAGUCUGCCAAUAAAUCCACAAGCCUACAUCCCCUAUCUUGACAAGUUCAAGUCGCAUCUUGAACCUUUAAUCGAUUUCAAACGUGACUGGUCAUUUGUGGAAAAGACAUCCACCAGAGGCAAGAAAAAGAAAUCAGAAUUAGAGCAUGAGGACCAAUACCGAUACUCCAUAAAUGCAUACAUUUUAAAUCAAGUGUUCGAUAGUCUUAUUAAUAUGGGUAAAUUCAAGCAAUUUGUACAAGCAUUUUGGUUCUCAAUGAUUCAAUGGGGUGGAAUGAGAUUAUACACUGCUGAUUUGAAAAAAUACAAUGUUUUGGACAAUUUUUUGAGUAAAGUACAAAUUCGCAAACAUCAAGAUGCUAGGAUCCCUUCAAUUAUAGAUGAUGUUAUGUUUAAUUCGUUUAUUUAUAAAGUUGCCGAACAUGGAAGACAAAAUGGAUCAACGAGGACAAAUAUGAUAUUGGAAAUGUUUACUGCUUUGACGUAUUCUAAGUAUCGCGUGGGAAGUAUUGAGGUGGGUCAAAAUCAUAUUGAUCAUAUUUGUUCUACAUUAGUUAAGGAUUUGCAUUAUUAUAAUGAUUCAAUAAAGAAAAAACAAUAUAGUGCCAAACCGCAUAUAACACAAGCACAGUUGAUUGAAUUUCUCCACAACUUAAAUGUAUUUGGUCAAACACAUGCCGCUUAUAUGGACAAGUCUAAAUUUGUUGUUGCAUCGAAUGCAUUCUAUCAGUUUAUGGAUAAAGUAAACAAGACAUUAUAUUCUGCCAACUGGAUCAACUUUGAGAACGAUAAGCAGAAAUUGCAAAUUUACAAGUUAUUAAUCAGGGCAAACAUCCGAUACUACAAACCCAAAUUCAUGGUGUUCAAGACUGAUCCAAAGACAUAUUGUGUGUCAAUAGAGACUGCUGUAAAGGAAUCAUUGAAAUUGAUGGGAAAUAUUGACGAUUUGAAUGAUCAAGACAUGAAAUUGAAGACGGCGUUCAAGAAAUUGUUGAAUUUGAGGGUAAAUGAGUUAGAUAAGGAACGAUAUGAAGCUUUUCUCAAGGAGAUUUACCAAUUGAUCGAUAUUGAAAAAAGAAUCAAAAUAUCUAAUGACAAGGAAAAGACACAAAAUUUUGUCUCCGCUGAAUCUCAGGACCAUCAGUUCUCAGAUGUCAAAAUGGAGACGUCAUAUACUGCAAAGAAAUUCACUUCUUCAGUGUCAGAUCCGGUGCAGAUCUGA